Motacilla alba alba is the source of this 2293-nucleotide messenger RNA. RefSeq names its product family with sequence similarity 118 member A (gene SIRAL2). Lineage: Eukaryota; Metazoa; Chordata; Aves; Passeriformes; Motacillidae. The transcript has 9 exons. The record is from RefSeq and is a predicted model, not a curated record. The coding region runs from base 1098 to 2165 and encodes 355 amino acids.
CGCGUCCGGGGCGCUCCCGGAAGCCGCCCGGGAACUGGGAGCGGCAGGAGCGGCUGUCCCGGCCCGGCAGCCGGCAGGGAACUGGGAGCGGCUGUCCCGGCCCGGCUCCUGAACCCGGCAGCCGGCAGGGAACUGGGAGCGGCUGUCCCGGCCCGGCUCCUGAACCCGGCAGCCGGCAGGGAACUGGGAGCGGCUGUCCCGGCCCGGCUCCUGAACCCGGCAGCCGGCAGGGAACUGGGAGCGGCUGUCCCGGCCCGGCUCCUGAACCCAGCAGCCGACAGGGAAUUGGGAGCGGCUGUCCCGGCCCGGCUCCUGCUCUCGGCAGGGAUUUAGGAGCGGCUGUCCCGCCCCGGUUCCUGAACCCAGCAGCCGACAGGGAACUGGGAGCGGCUGUCCCGGCCCGGCUCCUGCUCUCGGCAGGGAUUCGGGAGCGGCUGUCCCGGCCCGGCUCCCGCUCCCGGCGUUGUUCUUCUCAGCGGGAACUGUUGUGCUCGGGACCGGCCAUUCCUUUUGCCGCGGCUGCCUUUGGGUUGAAGGUUUUAGGCUGUUUCCAGAUAUAAAAGUGUCUGGAAACGCUUGCUUCGUCGAGUCAGCCCGCUGACCUGGGGUUUCAGCCGGUGAAUAGAACUCUUAUUUCACCGAUAAACCCGCAGUGUGUUGGGCAGGGAAGAUGCGAGAUUAGAAGGGGUUCCGAUGUCCCCUCGUUGUGUUGGGAUUAAGGACCCAGCUCCCACCCCGGGAUCACAGCGGGCUCCGCGUCCAGCCUGCCGUGGGGAAGCGUUGUUGGAAGCAGCUGUCCACACCUGCGGUCGGUCAGUCCCGGAGGAUGUCCCGGAGCAGCUCCCGGUGCUCGGAGCACGGGGAGAUGUGACCUCCAUCCCCCUCCAUCCCAGCCAUUCCUCUGUGAGGAGCGGGGAUCUUUGCUCCCGCUCCCUUGCACGGCUGCGCCUUCCAGGAAGAAACUUUAGGAGCUAAAAGGGAAUAGCAAGGUCUGAAAUGUUGGUAUUGACAGCAGCCCGUGGUUUGUUUCCAUCGGGGCCUUGCUUCACUGGGAUGUGACACAUGGAAACUUGAUAUUUAAACAGUUGGGCUCAGAAAUGGAUUCACCAGAGGGGGCCACCAUUAGAAGUGAGCAGAAAUUCAGAAAAUUCUUAAAAAGUCUCAUAAGAAAGCAGCCUCGGGACCUUCUCCUGGUGAUUGGGACGGGGGUGAGUGCUGCAGUAGCCCCAGGAAUCCCAGCUCUGUGCUCCUGGAGAAGCUGCAUUGAGGCUGUCCUUGGAGCAGCUGAGCAGCUGGAGGUGCUGCACCCCGGGGAUGUCGCUGAAUUCCGGAAGAAAGUGAUCAAAGAGAGAGACCUGCUUGUGGUUGCACAUGAUCUCAUCAGGAAGAUGUCACCACGUACCGGGGACACGAAGCCCAACUUCUUCCAGGAUUGCUUAAUGGAGGUGUUUGAUAAUUUAGAGCAACACAUUCAGAACCCUGUGGUUCUGCAAUCCAUCCUGAGGCUCAUGGAGAGAGGCACAAUGGUUCUGACUACAAACUAUGAUAAUCUGCUCGAAAUAUUUGGUCAGCAACAGGGUAAACCUAUGGAAUCUUUAGACCUUAAAGAUAAGGAUAAGGUUCUGCAGUGGGCAAGGGGCCACGUAAAAUAUGGAGUUCUCCAUAUUCACGGCUUAUAUACAGAUCCCUGUGGAAUGGUGCUUGAUCCCUCGGGAUAUAAAGAUGUUACUCAAGAUCCUGAAGUCAUGGAGGUUCUUCAGAACUUGUACCGAACCAAGUCUUUUUUGUUUCUGGGUUGUGGAGAGACUCUGCGUGACCAGAUAUUCCAAGCUCUUUUUCUUUACACAGUAAAGAACAAAAUGGAUCUAGAACAUUAUAUGUUGGUGCUUAAAGAAAAUGAAGACCACUUUUUUAAGCUCCAGGCAGAUAUGCUGCUGCAUGGAAUAAAAGUGGUGUCCUAUGGGGACUGCUUCCAACAAUUCCCAGAGUAUGUCCAGGAUCUGACUGCUCAAAUCUGCAAACAGAGAAGUCCAGAUGCUGAUCGGGUGGACAGCACAACGCUGUUGGGAACAUCAUGUGUGGACUGUGCUAAAAGGAAGUUAGGAGAAAGUGGUACCGAUUCUCCUAAGAGGAUCAAGCAGUCAGAUAUACCCACUCUUGAAUGAAGAGCUGCAGACACCCAAAGCCCACCUCAGAAGCUUUUUAACAGUAGGUGUUUUACAUCUGCUGCAUGGAAAGUUUUGAGCUGGUAUUUUCAUGAUUUUAAAUGGAAUAAAAUUGUACAUACUAGCUU